This is a messenger RNA of Trichoderma citrinoviride, 849 nucleotides long. RefSeq lists its product as hypothetical. The record is from RefSeq and is a predicted model, not a curated record. The transcript has a single exon. NCBI's taxonomy places the organism in Eukaryota, Fungi, Ascomycota, Sordariomycetes, Hypocreales, Hypocreaceae. The coding region runs from base 1 to 849 and encodes 282 amino acids.
AUGGCAACGCCUGUGGCGUUUCUGCCCCUGCUGGCAACUGCAGCUGUUGCCGCUUCACUCCCUCGCGGCGACAGCUCUUCUUCUUCUUCAUCUUCAACAACCGUCUGGGCGACGCCCCACGACAGCUACUCGUCGUCCAUCGGCGUGCUGGGCUGCAAGGUCAACACCAACCGAGUCGCCUACUGGCCCGACUCCGUCGACUGCAACAACAUCUGCGUGUCUCUCCAGUACCAGGAUCGCCAGGUCUAUCUGCUCCGCGUGGACCAGUCCCAGGGCGCCCACGACGUCAGCUACGAUGCCUGGAACUAUCUUUACACGGGCUACUCCGCCACCGACAAGCCCUUUGCGGGAGGACCCGUCGAGAUGACGACGCAAAACGUCGAUGCGUCCAAGUGCGCGAGCCUGCUCCACACAAAGGGCAGCAAGCUCCCUCUCAGCGCGGCAAACAGCAUGAACUUCCUGGCCAGCUGUCUCGAGCAGGAGAACUCGUGGGUUGCGAACAACUAUGUCCUGUACAACAUCCUCGACUCGAUAUGCACCCUUGGACAAAACCAAGUUUGCACCCUGGACUGGCCCAACGCCAACCAGCCGUCCUGUCCGGGCACCCUUGGCGUGCCCGAUCCCCUCAAGUCGCAGCCCGUAUACAACAUUCAGUAUCCGUCCGGCGACAAAGUGCUCGCUGGAGCGCCACCAACAGUGCCCACUGGGGUCCCGGUCCCGGCACCGACGCCGACUGGUGAUGGCGGCGACGAGGAGAACGAUGCGCGGAGCCUGAUGGAUCCGGGUUCUCUAUUCCGGAUCACAAUCCUUUCCUUACUCUUCUCAAUAUUUUCUUUGAUGCUGUGGUAA